Molecule: messenger RNA, 5236 nt
Organism: Pecten maximus
Lineage: Eukaryota; Metazoa; Mollusca; Bivalvia; Pectinida; Pectinidae
Product: serine/threonine-protein kinase PLK1-like
Exons: 13
Coding region: 144-1967 (607 amino acids)
Biological process (GO): regulation of cytokinesis; mitotic cell cycle; protein phosphorylation
Cellular component (GO): cytoplasm; nucleus; centrosome
Molecular function (GO): protein serine/threonine kinase activity; ATP binding; protein binding
Source: RefSeq, a predicted model, not a curated record
UGAAAAUGUGAGUUCCGAAGAGAAGCACUUGGAGACGACGUUUUCGGUUAGGACGAGAAACAGUGAAUAUUUUUGGAAAAUACAUGUGCCCGGGUUGAAAAAGUUUACAGACUUCUUAUGCGUUUCUACUUUAGCUAACCAAAAUGACAAGUGCUGCGAAAUUAAGACGGGAUGAAAUAAGGAAAGACAACAUCCCAGAAAUUAUUCUUGAUCCAACUUCUGGCAAACGUUAUUUGAAAGGACGAUUUUUGGGGAAGGGUGGCUUUGCAAAAUGUUUCGAAUUAACAGAUGUGGAGACCAAAGAAAUUUUUGCUGGCAAGAUCGUGUCCAAGACACUGCUGGUCAAACAACACCAAAAGGACAAGAUGACCCAGGAGAUUAGUAUUCACCGCAGUAUAAACUAUAAAUACAUAGUCAAGUUCCAUUCCUUCUUUGAAGAUUCUGACAAUGUCUACAUUUUACUGGAGCUGUGCAGGAGAAGAUCACUCAUGGAACUUCACAAGAGAAGAAAGGCCAUCACAGAGCCAGAGACUCGUUACCUUGUACGACAGGUUAUUCUCGCAUGUCAGUAUCUCCACAGCAAUAAAAUUAUCCACAGGGAUCUGAAACUGGGAAACCUAUUUAUCAAUGAUGAUAUGGAAAUGAAAAUUGGCGACUUUGGACUCGCAACUCGCGUGGAUUAUGAUGGAGAACGGAAAAGAACGUUAUGCGGAACACCAAAUUAUAUAGCCCCUGAGGUACUCAACAAAAAAGGACACAGUUUUGAAGUGGAUGUUUGGUCACUCGGUUGUAUUGUGUAUACCCUGCUUGUUGGGAAGCCUCCAUUUGAGACGACCUGUCUGAAGGAUACCUACAUGAGGAUUAAAAAGAAUGAGUACCACAUCCCAUCCAGAGUUAGUCAGCCCGCCAAAAACCUCAUCAUCAAACUACUAAAGGCUGAUCCCACAGACAGACCCAACAUGGAGAAAAUGCUUGAUGAUGAAUUUUUCACUUGUGGUUACCUGCCAAGCCGCUUGCCAACAAGCUGUCUGACGAUGGCGCCACGCUUCGACACGCUUGCCAAAUCUGAAUCCCUGUCCCGACGGCCAUUACACGAAAUCAACAGAGCAGGUAAAGAUCCCAACACAAGACCAACCACAGCCUUACCUGAAAUGAUGAAGAAAGAUGAAAAACGUCCUGAGGUGUCCGAGGAUGAUGAUGUAGGCGGACGAAACAGGAAAGGAAGUGAUCAGGAACCAACAGAUUUCUACCUGUCCGACUUGUUUGCCCAGUUGGGAGCUGUAGUGGCCGCUCGGCCCUCAGAGAGAGCCCUCGUACAGGAAGAGGAUGCUCUAGACCCUGCGUGUAUCCCCAUCUACUGGGUUAGUAAGUGGGUUGACUACUCUGACAAGUACGGCCUCGGUUACCAGAUGUGUGACAACAGUGUGGGGGUUCUCUUCAACGACUCAACACGGCUCAUUCUGCUGGCCAACGGAGAGAACGUACAGUAUAUCGAGCGUGACAGUACGGAACACUACCACACCAUCAAGGUGUUCCCCGAGACACUCAACAAGAAAGUCACACUGCUCAAGUAUUUCAGGAACUACAUGAACGAACAUUUAUUAAAGGCUGGUGCCAACAUGACGCCACGCGAAGGGGAUGACAUGACUCGACUACCUUUCCUCAGGACCUGGUUCAGAACACGAAGUGCUAUCGUCCUUCACCUCAGCAACGGCACACUACAGAUCAACUUCUUCCAGGACCACACCAAGAUAAUUCUGUGUCCGUUGAUGCAGGCUGUGACAUACAUCGAUGAAAAGAGAGACUUCCAUAUAUUCAGACUAUCAUUGAUAGAGAAAUACGGGUGUUCAAAGGAACUAGCAAGUAGAAUUCGCUACGCCAAGACCAUGGUCGAACGUCUCAUGACAACAAAGUCUGGAUCAGGACGUGUUCGAUCUGCAGCGCCACCAUCAACUACAACCACGUAGGUUGGAACCUCUCAUCAGUGAUGUGUAACUAGAUACAUGUCCAUGUUGUGUAACCACGGACAUGUCCAUGUUGUGUGACUAUGGACACGUCCAUGUUGUGUAACCAUGGACAUGUCCAUAUUGUGUAACCACGGACAUGUCCAUGUUGUGUAACCACGGACAUGUCCAUGUUGUGUGACUAUGGACACGUCCAUAUUGUGUAACCAUGGACAUGUCCAUGUUGUGUAACCACGGACAUGUCCAUGUUGUGUAACCACGGACAUGUCCAUGUUGUGUAACCACGGACAUGUCCAUGUUGUGUAACCACGGACAUGUCCAUAUUGUGUGACUAUGGACACGUCCAUGUUGUGAAACCACGGACAUGUCCAUGUUAUGUGAAUACGGACACGUCUGCGUUGUGUGACUAGACUGCCAUGUCACACCCGUGUCAUGAUCUAAAGAUCUCUGAUACAAUUGACAAACGGUUGCCAUGUAUUCACUUGGACUCGAGGAGAAUGCCCCAAGAGCUUAGAAUAUAAGGGCAGUAAUAUGAUAAGAAAGACAACCAUAUAUACACAAGGCCUCUACUCUUUACCCAGGGACCAUGUUAUAACUUAUACAAACAUACAGGAAUCGUUAAUGCAUUUAAACUAUGUACAUUAUUUGUAUAUAUUUAUACCGUUGUCAUGUACGACGCAUCACAAGUUUGCCUUUACCGAUUCUUCAUCUAUCUCUAUUUCUCGAUCUUUCCUUCGUUUUGAUGUCUGCUUGUAUCCUACUCAGAAGUUUUGCUCCUGUCCGAGUUUUGAUUGGAAAGCAGAGCAGUUAGGAAAUUAAGUGUUCAGAAACUAUGAUGGGGGACGGAUCUUUUUCAAAGUUAACAGUCAGCAUAGCUUGGCCCUUUCACUUGAUUAAAACUGGCUGGACCACAGUCUUAAGACCUUGUGACCUGAACUCUUUAUAAUGCUUGUUAGUAAAGGGUUAUGAUCAAGGUCGGAUUUUAGAUCUCAAUUUUACAGAUCUGCUUCAGAUUUUUUCUUCUUUAUUUUUCUUUUCCUUUUUUUUCAUCAUGUUUUUUGUACUUGAUUUUUAUGGUUAGAACAAGUUUGUUAAUAUGUUUCUCUUCUCUCUAACUCUAAACUUAAAUUAUACUUGAUUUUUAUCCUCACUAGUGAUUUUCAUAUGAUUGUCUCAAAAUGUAACUUACAAGGUCUGGUUUUAAUGUAUUCCGACUGUUCACUUCACAGAACAUCGAAAAGAUGAUGAUUUGAUUCUUCACACAAAAUAGUGGCUAUUUCAGCAAAACAUUCUAUGCAUGAUGUAGCUUAAGAAAAAAAAACUUCGGUACUGUUUGAAUGUUAACAUAUCUGGCUACUCGUGAUUUAUAAUUCACUAAAUGGCCCCACAGAAACUGGAAUCUGGUGAGAUAGAUAAUUUACUGGAAAAGCCGAGAAUGGUUCUUGGUGUAUCAGUUAUUUUAGUCAUGGUGUAUUGGUAUCUAAUUAGAAAAUAGUGCUUUGUUCUUGUCAGUUCAGGAUAAUUCAGUAGUUUUGUUUAUACGGUAUUAUUAAACAUAAACAGAAUAUAUGUUUAUUCGAUGUAUCCAUUAAAAUCAGUUUAAAAUCAAUGCAAUAUACAGGUUUUAUUAAAUGAAAGACCAAAUUUCAUUCUAGAUAGAAUCCUUUUAAAAUGCUUGAAAUUUUGAUUUCGUCUAGUGGCUUUCUUUAUUCUGCUGGUAAUUAAAAGUAUCUGACAGUUUAUAUUUUGAAACGAAAUACGCAAUUAUAUUAUCUUUCUUGAAAUGUUGUACUGUAAAGUCUUGGAUCAGUUUUUAAUCAUGAAUUAAUCAAAUAUGAAGAUGAUUUCAGGUAAUUAAAGUUUGAGAUGAAAGGAGAUUGUUUUAAAGUAGUGCUGUUUCAGUUUGGAGUGCCAGGGAUUUUUUCCUGUUUUAAACAGGGGUCAAGUGUCUAUGAUGAAACGGGAGAGAGCUAUACACAUACUUUUUUCCCCCCUUUUUUUUGUUGUUGUUUAUGUUGACUGCUGCAUCUUCAGUCGUUUAGAAGAGGAUAGCUAAAGUUGUGUAGCCGUUAACACUGUACUAUAUGUGAUGUAGAUGUUGAUUACUUACCAGAUAGGUAGUGGAUUUUGUUUCGUAAUUUAUUAUUGUUUACCUAGUUUGAUCUGGUUUCUAGGAUUUUCAGGAUUCCCCGUUUGGAUUUUCUUUCUCUUUCUGUAUCACAAGUGUUCAUUUACUGAGGGUUGGAAUCAUGGUUUUAUGCAUGGUAGGAGAGAAAGAUCUACAGUAGACAAAAAUGUCUGUAUGUAUAUAUGCAAUUGGAUGUUAUAGUUUUGGAUGGCAAUGAUAUAUCGAUUGAAAAAAUAUUAUUUCACUGCAAUGAAGUGAGGAUUGUGAUAUGAAAGUUUAAAAGUAUAAAAGAUUGUUACUCAGUUGUGCUAGAUAUGAGUGACGACAGUAUCGAGUGUGUGUGUGUGUGUGCGCGCGCGCGUGUUUGAAAGUCUGAAUUAGUAAUCAAUUUAUUAGGGAGUGCAUGUGAGAGUUGUGGUAUUUGAUGUUGAAAUGACAGAUUCUCGGAUCCAGGUAACUGGGCAAAUAAUUGUACCACAUCUCAGAUUGUUAUAAUGUGUUGUUGAAUCAUGAAUCCUCAUAGAAGCAUUUGCACAUUUGCAGUGCUGUGAUUUCAUUGGUUGAUAUUUGUAAUUAUGAAUUCAUACUACACUGAUGGCAUUUCUUCCAUAUUUAUGAUCAUUGUAGAAAAAAAAAUACAUUUUGUUACAUUUUUACUAACGAGAGACAAUGGAUUCUUCAACCUCUGACAUUUAUCUUUAUAUUGACCAAUCAGAACACUUCUUUGUAUACACUGCAUUCAAAACCGCAGGAUCUGUUUCAUCGCAGAAGGUAGAAUGUUCAAACAUCUAAACAAUAAAUUUUUACAAAAUGGACUUUUUACAAAUUUCAUCAGAUAGAAGAAUUCUGAAUAGUAGUUCUUUCAGAAUAGUACUUUUGAUGUCAAGCAGGAAUUAACGUAGAUAUGGCACAAAGAAUUGAACUAUUAGUUCAACUCUUUUUCAUUGUUUUAGUUUUAAAUAUAAUAGAAUGCUUUGUUUAAUACUGUGUAUAACACUUAUACAAUCAAAUACACUUCUGUCAUAGACUUGUUUAGACUUCACCAGAAAAUCAUUGAAUCUCGUCUCCUGUAUCAUACAUCUGUAUCACUGUGAUUCUAUGUUAAAAUGUCAAUGAUAUCAAUAAAGUGCAAAAUAAUCGAUGA